This is a messenger RNA of Ruditapes philippinarum (Manila clam), 1780 nucleotides long. RefSeq names its product protein mono-ADP-ribosyltransferase PARP3-like. Gene Ontology annotation, molecular function: NAD+ poly-ADP-ribosyltransferase activity. The transcript has 12 exons. The record is from RefSeq and is a predicted model, not a curated record. Gene Ontology annotation, cellular component: site of double-strand break. The coding region runs from base 176 to 1768 and encodes 530 amino acids. NCBI's taxonomy places the organism in Eukaryota, Metazoa, Mollusca, Bivalvia, Venerida, Veneridae.
AAAAUAAAUGUGAUACGCUUCUUACUAUAUUCUCAUGUUAAUUUAUACCUUAAAAGAGCCUCAAAAAAUCAUUGGUUGAAAAUGGGCGAGCCCCUACUUGUCAGAGAUAGGUAAACAAAAUACACCUCCAAGUUGCUGGGUAAGCAUUCUGUGCAAAAUCGGGAUUACUGAAAAGAUGCCACCAAAAAGGAAAGCCGCUGGUGCAGGAGCCAAGGGAGGUAAGAAGGCUAAGACAGAAGCGCCUGCCACCCCAAAGACGAUGAAAGAUGCUGCUGCAGCGCUUAAAGCAGAGGAUAAAAAGUCAGGAGGAAAAAAAUCUCAUAAAAUUGAUUCCUGUUGCACAUUAGGCUCAGGAGAGAUUGUGGAUGACUAUGAUUGUAUGUUGAACCAGACCAACAUUGGACACAACAACAACAAGUUCUAUGUGAUUCAAGUUAUACAAGAUGGAGGUUCAUAUUAUACAUGGAAUAGAUGGGGACGAGUGGGUGAAAAAGGGGCCAAUUCAUUGACAGGGCCCACAGAUUUGGCUUCUGCUGUUAAGGCCUUUGAGAAGAAGUUCAAGGACAAGACAAAGAACAAUUGGGCCCAGAGGGGUUCAUUUAAUCCUGUGGCAGGGAAAUACACUCUGAUCGAAAUGGCAGAUGAUGAUGAAGAUGAUGCUCCUGGACCAUCAGUAAGUUUGUCAACAGCAGGAAAAAAAGUUGCAGGCAGUAAACUGGACAAAACCACUCAAGGACUCCUAAAACUGCUCUUUGACAAUGACAUGUUUAAAGAUUGUAUGAAGAAAUUUGAUAUAGAUGUGAAGAAAAUGCCACUUGGAAAAUUGAGUAAAGGACAAAUUGCAAAAGGUUUUGAAGUUCUUGACGAGAUUGAGAAAGUGCUGGACAAGAAAGGGAAGGGAAAUAUUAAUGAACUCUCAUCGAAAUUCUACACAGUUAUUCCCCAUGAUUUUGGACGUAAUGUACCUCCCCCAAUAAACACCCUUGAAAAACUUAGACAAAGAAUGGAUAUGCUUCUGGUACUUGGUGAUAUUGAGAUAGCUCAAAGUAUGAAGAAGGAAAAAGACAAGCAGAUGGAAGCCGAGAAAGGUGAUAUGCUUCCUAAUCCAAUCGAUGUAGAAUAUGGUCUCCUGAACUGUGACCUCGAACUUGUGGACAAAAAAUCUGAUGAAUUUAAGAAAAUACAGACAUAUACUAGUAACACUAGUGGAUCAGGUUAUUUCUACCGUGGUAAUGCUAAAAUAAAAGAUGUUUGGAAAGUGGGCAGAAUAGGGGAGGAUAAAAGAUUUAAGGAGCAUGAUAAGAUAACUAAUCGUAAACUGUUAUGGCACGGUACUAAUGUCGCAGUUGUUGCAGCCAUUUUGAAGAGUGGUCUCAGAAUUAUGCCUCACAGUGGUGGUCGAGUCGGAGCCGGAAUCUACUUUGCGUCAGAAAACUCGAAAUCUGCUGGAUAUGUUGGAACAGUGGGAAAGACUGGUAUAAUGUUCCUAAAUGAAGUGGCACUGGGAAAAGAGAAACAUGUUGCCACCAACCAGAGUCAUCUGAAAGCGGCCCCAGCUGGAUAUGAUUGUGUAAUAGCACAGGGAAACAAUGAACCAGAUCCGAAACAGCAUACAACUUUGACUCUUGAUGGUAAGAAAGUAGUGGUACCACAGGGGAAACCCAUUCCCAAUCCAGGCUGGAGUCACAGUCAUUUUGAUCAGAGUGAAUACCUUAUUUACAAGGAAAGUCAAAACCGCAUACGUUACCUGCUACUCUGUGAAUUCUAAUCAAAAUUAUGC